Molecule: messenger RNA, 1745 nt
Organism: Vitis riparia (riverbank grape)
Lineage: Eukaryota; Viridiplantae; Streptophyta; Magnoliopsida; Vitales; Vitaceae
Product: cytochrome P450 714C2-like
Exons: 5
Coding region: 38-1618 (526 amino acids)
Molecular function (GO): oxidoreductase activity, acting on paired donors, with incorporation or reduction of molecular oxygen; monooxygenase activity; heme binding
Source: RefSeq, a predicted model, not a curated record
CAGGAGAGAAAAGAAGGAAGAAGAAGAAGAAAGGAAAAUGGAAGCUGCAGGACUAGGUUUAACAAGGAUAAUAGUAUCAGCGGUGUUGGGUGGUGUUUUAGGGUUGUUUAUAUAUCUCUAUACCACCUUGUUUUUGCAGCCAAGAAGGAUUCAAUCAAAGCUUAGAAGGCAAGGGAUUAGAGGGCCUCCACCUUCCUUUCUGUUUGGGAAUAUAGCUGAUAUGAAGAAGAUCCAACUCCACGCACACUCAACUGCUGCAAAAGAUCAUGACUCUAUUGCUCAUGACUGGCCUUUCACACUCUUCUCUUAUAUUCAUCAGUGGAGAAAUCAAUAUGGACCAAUAUUCACAUAUUCAACUGGAAACAUACAACUACUGUGCAUAACGGAUCCAGAGAUGGUGAAACACAUAAGCCUUUGCACUUCUCUGAGUCUAGGAAGGCCUUCUUUUGCAUCUAAGGAUCGCAGGCCUCUGUUUGGUGAAGGCAUUUUAUCAUCAAAUGGUUCAGUUUGGGCCUACCAAAAGAAAAUCAUUGCUCCUGAGUUGUACAUGGACAAGGUUAAGGGAAUGGUGAAUUCAAUGGUGGAUUCUACUACCAUAGUGCUCAGAACUUGGGAGAAUAGUGUAGACAAUGAGGAAGGAGUCGCAGAUAUUAGAGUUGAUGAGGAUUUGAGAAGGGUGUCCGCAGAUAUAAUCUCAAGAGCUUGCUUUGGAAGCAGCUAUUCCCAAGGAAAAGACAUAUUCUUAAAGCUCCGAACUCUUCAAAAGAUCAUGUCCAAGGGGUUUUCAUACACUGGGGUUCCUGGGUGGAGACACUUGCCAAACAAAAACAAUAGAGAGAUAUGGAGAUUAGAGAAGGAGAUAAACAUGAUGAUAUUAAAGGUGGUAAAUGAACGCAUUGGGGCUCAACACGGCGAAAAGGACCUUUUGCAAAUGAUACUCGAGGCUGCCAAAAGUUCAUCUAGUCACAAUGGUAAACCUUCAAUGGAUCAUAUCAACUCAGACAAGUUCAUAGUCGAUAAUUGUAAGAACAUAUACUUUGCUGGUAAUGAGACCACUGCCGUAACCGCGUCAUGGGCCUUAGUGCUGUUAGCUACGCAUCCAGACUGGCAAGCUCGCGCUCGUGCUGAGGUGCUUGAAAUUUGCAAGGGUCGCCUUCCAGAUGCUGAUAUGCUGCGACGCAUGAAAACGUUGGCUAUGGUGAUUCAAGAGACAUUGCGCCUUUAUCCUGUGGUGGCAUUCGUAUCAAGAGAGACCUUUCAAGACAUGAAGUUUAGAGACCUUUCAGUUCCGAGAAAUUCAGUGAUUUGGAUUCCAGUCCCAACAUUGCACCACCACCCUGAUGUAUGGGGACCCGAUGCACACCUAUUCAAUCCAGAAAGAUUUGGUAAUGGAAUCCAAGGGGCCUGUAAAAUUCCUCAAGCUUAUAUGCCAUUUGGAAUGGGAACAAGGACUUGUAUUGGCCAACACUUCGCCAUGGCUGAAUUGAAGGUGAUCUUGUCUCUCAUUCUAUCAAAGUUUAGCUUUUCAAUCUCGCCAGCAUACCGACACUCGCCUGUAUUUCAGCUAAUCAUUGAACCAGAACAUGGAGUUAACCUCAUUAUCAGGAAGGUUCCAUGAAUUUCUCUGUAAGAAUUGUGGAGAUAUAUAACUGAUCAUUCUAUGCGUUGUUUCUUCGGGGAAAGGGAAGUUUUGUGCAGACAAUUAAUCCACAAGCAAUUGGUCCUUAGGCCUCGUAAUUGCAGAA